AUGGUCAAGGGUGAUUGCUGGCUCAUUGAGGGGGACAAAGGCUAUGUGUGGCUGGCUAUCUGCAGUCAGAACCAGCCUCCAUAUGAGACCAUCCCACAGCACAUCAACAAUACCGUCCACGACUUGAGGCUCAAUGAGAACAAGCUGAAGGCUGUGCUGUUCACCUCCAUGUACCGCUUCACCAAUCUGACGGACCUCAACCUCACCAAAAAUGAGAUCAGCUACAUCGAGGAUGGGGCUUUUGCUGGACAAGCCAACCUACAGGUUCUUCAACUGGGAUACAACAAGCUGACCAACCUGACUGAAGGCAUGAUGAGAGGGUUAGGCCGCAUGCAGUGCCUCUUUCUCCAGCACAACCUCAUCGAGGUUAUUGCCAGCAAUGCAUUCUGGGAGUGCCCCAGCCUCAGCAGUAUGGACCUGUCUUCCAACAAACUUGCUCGCAUUGAUCCAUCCACCUUCACAGUUCUCAGUCGAUUGAUGGUGUGCGAACUGGCAGCAAACCCAUUCCACUGUGGGUGUGAUCUUUAUAGCUUCUUAACUUGGUUGGAGUCCUUCAACAAUGUCACACACACCUAUGACCGACUCCAGUGUGAGACCCCUCGGGAGAUGUUUGGAUACCCUUUACUGAGUCCCAUCGCAGCUGGUCACGCUGGUCGGAAUGCCAAGAACAUCCUGUCAUCUGUCUGUCGAGAUGGAGUGUUGAUUCCAGGAAUGACCUCUCUCCCACCGGAUCUGGAUGGCCCUUCUGGGAUUGGACCAGAGAUGUUUGGUGGUGUGGGGCCCUACCAUCAACCCACCACUUCAUCCUCAUCCUCUGAAAACAGUUUCAUCCCCAGUAUCAAGCUCCACCAUGUCUCCUUAUCCUCAGCAUCUCUCCUGGUGCAGAUUCCCAGACCCUUCAGCAAAAUGUAUAUUCUGACACAGUACAAUCAAACCUACGUGUCUGAUGUAAUGAAUCUGAAGAAUAAGAAGGAGAUGAUCACCCUCAACAAACUCAAGCCCCACACCAACUAUACCUUUUGCGUUGCCUCUAUCCGCAACUCCCAGCGCUACAACCACACAUGUAUCCAGUUUGCCACACGGGCCCAAAACCCAGAUGACAUGCUUCACACACCCUCCACUACUACCCACUACAUAAUGACUAUUGUGGGGUGCCUGUUCGGUAUGCUCAUUGUCCUGGGUUUAGUCUAUUACUGUCUUCGUAAGAAACGGAUGCAUGAUGAGAAGCAAAAGUCCAUCUGUGUCAAGAAAACCAUCUUGGAAAUGCGUUAUGGACCAGAGGUGGCAGCAGCAGUGGCAAAUGAUCCAUCAGCUGUCCACAAGCUUCAGGAGCAGUCCAGAGAACACCAUCAGUACCAACAUCACCAUGGAGGUAAGCUGCCCAUGUCCACCUCCUCCAGUUCAGGCAUGCUCCAUUCAGCCAAUACCAGCUCCUCCAGACUAUCCUCUAUACCGCAAGUGGAGAAGCUGGCCACAGCUUUUUCAGAGGCCAUGACAACUAGUAAAGGUAACUACAUGGAUGUAAGGACUGGGGGAUCUGGGGUGGAGAGGUUGGGGGAUGGAGGGCUAAGGGGGGAAGACUUGAGGGAGGAUGAUGGAACUGAUGUUGGGGAUGAUUCAGAUGACGACGGACGGGGCUCUGCAUCAGAGAUCUCCACCAUUGCCAUGGAGGUAGACAAGGUCAACCAGAUCAUCAACAACUGCAUUGAUGCCCUGAAGCUGGAUGCAGCUGCAGUCGCUGCUUCGGGGGCCUCCAGUAACACUGCUGCUUCCUCCAAUCCGACUUCCCCUCCUCCCACCAGCACCUCUUCCCUUACCCGCGGCCUGAUUCCACUAUCCCAAGGAGGGACGGAGACAUGCCAGAUCAUUCCUUCCAACAAGAUUCCUUCCCCCCCUCCACUUCCUGCCUUUAACGCCCCUCUAUCUGAACGCCCUGGGAUCAGUGGUGGUGGCUUUGUGGUCACUCCCCCCUACCGGCCCCCUCCCCCAGCCACAGCUGUACGUCCCAUUCAGCGACAGAUGAGUGCAGAUGCUGCUGUGGUGAUUGUCAACACUGUCAAAAAACAAAGCAGCACCACCUCUUGUGGAUCCAUGGGUCGAGAUCGGGAUCGUGGAGGUUCUAGAGUUUACAGUCUGGAUGUCCCUGAACCAAGGAGCCCAGAUGCUUGCAAUCAACAGCAGCAGUACUCCGAUCGAGCUAGCCCUGUGGGUUGCGGUGAGCCUCUGGAGAGGCUGCCUCUAGUGGGGAGUGGGAGCUGUGGAGGAGGGGGUGGUGGUGGUUGCGACAGUGGUGGUGGUCAGCAGCAGCAGCAGCAGCAGCAGCUGGAGGUGCAGCAGGACUACCACUGCUCGGAGCACCGCCACUCCGUCCCAGCACUCUACUAUGAAGGCUCCCACCAGGGCUCCCCAGCCCAAAGGGUUUCCUUCCUGAAGCCCCUAACACGCUCUCGCAGGGAUGCAGCAUCCUACUCUCAGCUUUCACCUGCCCGCCACCAUUCCAGCUACUCUGGCUACUCCUCUAGCCCAGAGUAUUCCUCAGAGAGCUCACUUCGGAUCUGGGAACGCUUCCGGCCAUACCGCAAGGGCCAGCGCGAUGAGUCAUGUUAUGUGACGGCUGGAAAUGCCCUGCGCAAAAAAGUGCAGUUUGCCAAAGGGGAGGACCUGCACGAUAUCCUCGACUAUUGGAAAGGUGUGUCAGCACAGCAGAAGCUGUAA
Messenger RNA from Lampris incognitus (smalleye Pacific opah), 2715 nucleotides. Its product is annotated as protein phosphatase 1 regulatory subunit 29. Gene Ontology annotation, cellular component: plasma membrane. The coding region runs from base 1 to 2715 and encodes 904 amino acids. Lineage: Eukaryota; Metazoa; Chordata; Actinopteri; Lampriformes; Lampridae. Gene Ontology annotation, molecular function: protein binding. The transcript has 3 exons. The record is from RefSeq and is a predicted model, not a curated record.